This is a messenger RNA of Trichobilharzia szidati, 380 nucleotides long. The record is from the annotation of a GenBank genome assembly. NCBI's taxonomy places the organism in Eukaryota, Metazoa, Platyhelminthes, Trematoda, Strigeidida, Schistosomatidae.
AUUACGUAUAUGCUGCCAGUGAAUGGAAUGUCUUUGGUGAACAAAAAUGCAAGAUCUACAAUUUCGCUAAAAAAGAUUGUGGUACGCUGUGUUCAAAAGAAACGGGUGCACAAAAAUUCUACUGUACACUAGGAUGCUCACAGAAUUCAACAAGUGACAGUGAUUACGAAACAUGCAAACAAAGUUGUACCGGUGCAAAACUAACUACAGAACAGUGUAAAAUUGACUGUCAACUGACUGUUGGAAGUCGCUAUAUCUGUAAUACUGUUUGCGAUGACAAUGUACCCGCAUCUCUACCUCGUUGCUUAUUUUUCUGCGGCGAAAAAUGUAAGGAAAAAUGUGUACACUUAACAAAUAAAAGCACUUUCAAUUUAAACUGA